AAAGCCCCAUUUGCGAAAUGCCUAUAUAUACCACUCUCACCAAAGCUUCUCGCAACAAAUACUGAAACUUGCAAGAAAAUUGAUGAUAUCAAUCAUUAACAUCAUCUAUUUCUACUUCUCUUUUGCUAUUACUUGCACAUCUUUCAUUUCAUCGAUUCUCUCUGCAUGGUAUUGACAGUAAAUAAAUAAGCAUUUCCUACCUUUUUCAAGUUGCGUCUUCUUUUAUACCAAUAAGGUUAAUCAUGAGAUUUUCCAUGUCUAUCUGCCAACAAACGCAUCAUCACAUGCUCGACAUUCCUGCUGGCAGACUCAAAAUGGACAUUGUAACUCCUAGGUGGCAGAAAGCAAAGGUGGUGAUUUUAAUAGGGGCAACAGGCACUGGAAAAUCCAGGCUCUCUAUAGACCUGGCAACCCAAUUCCCAGCAGAAAUCGUUAACUCUGAUAAAAUGCAAGUUUACAGAGGUCUUGAAGUAACAACCAACAAAAUCACUGAAGAAGAGAGGUCCGGUAUCCCCCAUCACCUAUUAGGAGAAGUAAAUCCUAAUGCAGACUUCUCAUCAAAAGAUUUUUGCAAUAUGGCUUCGCUUGCUGUUGAUUCUAUUUCUAACAGGGGUCUGCUUCCAAUUAUCGUUGGAGGCUCCAACUCAUAUAUCGAAGCUCUGGUGGAUGAUGAAGAUUUUAGAUUCCGAUCAAAAUAUGAGUGUUGCUUCUUGUGGGUGGAUGUGUCAUUGCCUGUGUUAAACGAAUUCCUUUGCAAAAGAGUCGAUGAAAUGGUCAGCAAUGGAAUGGUUGAUGAGGUGAGGAACAUCUUCGACCCUUACGCAGAUUACUCCAAAGGAAUCAGGAGAUCGAUCGGGGUCCCGGAGCUGGACAAGUACUUACGAGCUGAAGCAUUUUUGAACGGAGAAAAUAGCGACAGACUACUUGUCGAAGCAAUACGUGAGAUUAAAAAUAACAACUGCAAGUUAGCUCGUCGGCAAUUGGAGAAAAUCCGGUGCCUGAAAAACGUCAAGGGGUGGAACCUUCAUCGGAUUGAUGCCACUCAGGUAUUCCGGAACCGUGGAAACAAGAAAGGUGAGGAGGCGUGGAAGAAGCAAGUGACCAUACCCAGUAGUGCCAUUGUUAGAGAAUUUCUCUACAGUAGUGUUACAGCCGCGAAGGUCCCUGCUGCUGCUGCUGCCGCCGCCGCCGCCGCCGCCGCCGCAGGAAUCAACAAAGAUUAUAUUGCACAAUGUCUUGUCUCCUAAAUUAAAUACAAAUGUUAUACAUAGGCUUACUAUUAUUUUUAUAUAAAUUAAGAGGUUAUUAUAUUUAAGUAAUAAAUUUUACUUUCUCUUCA
Molecule: messenger RNA, 1339 nt
Organism: Manihot esculenta (cassava)
Lineage: Eukaryota; Viridiplantae; Streptophyta; Magnoliopsida; Malpighiales; Euphorbiaceae
Product: adenylate isopentenyltransferase 3, chloroplastic
Exons: 2
Coding region: 243-1247 (334 amino acids)
Biological process (GO): cytokinin biosynthetic process; tRNA modification
Cellular component (GO): mitochondrion
Molecular function (GO): tRNA dimethylallyltransferase activity
Source: RefSeq, a predicted model, not a curated record